Suillus discolor is the source of this 4248-nucleotide messenger RNA. RefSeq lists its product as uncharacterized. The transcript is spliced from 12 exons. The coding region runs from base 136 to 4125 and encodes 1329 amino acids. Gene Ontology annotation, molecular function: hydrolase activity, acting on carbon-nitrogen (but not peptide) bonds. The record is from RefSeq and is a predicted model, not a curated record. Lineage: Eukaryota; Fungi; Basidiomycota; Agaricomycetes; Boletales; Suillaceae.
GUACUCCGCGUGCACAGGUUGACGUUAUUCCGGAGUGCCUCAUCAUUAUAAGCGCCCAUAUAUAAACACCCCACCAACGUUAACCCCAUUCCAAGCUCGUUAGCUCGCUCAGACACUGGUUCUGAGUAGGUAAAAAUGGUUCUCGAGUUCGGCGAUUCCAACUCGGAGAAACCUCCUCUAACAACCACGAAAGGGGUUCCAACGUCACACUAUACGACUCGCCAAACGAGAGAUCAUCGGCUACAACGAGCAGUUCUGAAAUUAGUUAUAUGUCUCUGCCUUGCAACAUGGGUUGAUCACUUUGCCCUCCCCAUCCACCAAUUUCUCUUUAACGACUACCCUAGUAGUGCUUUGUUGGAUGACCCCGCAUCCGAUUUCGCAGACGACGACUUCCCUCUGCGUGCACAUGAACCCUGGGACAUAUCUGUGGACUUCCCCUACCCUCGCACACUGUCCUAUGAGGUAACAGAAGGUACAUGGUUGCGACUCGACGUGCACCCCGUGAGUGGGGAUAUCGUAUUUGACAUGGCAGGGGACGUAUAUUGCCUACCGGGUGACGCGUAUUUAGGAGCUGCUGGAAGAGUAGGAGGGAGAACAGAAGCGGUACCAGUCCUCACGGGUGUCCCACACGAUGCGGAUCCGCGGUUUUCACCUGCAGGCGAUAGGAUUGCAUUUAAAAGCGACGCUGGACUCGGUGCUGACAAUCUGUGGGUAAUGCCCUGGGCGCCGGACGGGUGCACGGCCAUGGACGUGCGUGCGCAUGUCAGCUCACCGCAUGACCGCGAGCUGAAGAUCCAUGAAGAGGAGCAACUCGCACGAGGUAUAAAGGAGACGGGUGAGAGGAAACUGAGGAGAUUGAUAAGGGAGGGAAGGGUGAAUGCGCAGCGCAUCACGAAUGAGACGUACAACUGGGUGUCUGACCCGCGCUGGCAUCCUUCAGGGGAUAAGGUCGUCGCAACAAAAUGGUAUUACUCUUCACGCUCCCUUGGAGCUGGCGAAGGAUGGGAAUUCCCUGUUCCCACUGUCCACGCCCAGUCACAGGUCGAGGCAGGCGCUGGAAAGCGUUUGGUGUCAAAGAAACUACCCAUGGGGUGGACAAAGGAGGACUACGUGGAGCAACAGAUCGGACACGAACAGUUCAUAUGGGCGGGCGAUGAUGCGCUUAUUUAUGCUGGUAAUGUGAGGGAUGUUGGCGGCAGUUACUCGUAUUCCAAAGAUGUCCAUCGGGGUAUUUACGCAAUCUUCCAGCGCAACUUGACGACGGGCGUGGAAAAGAUGCUCGUUGACGCCUUCCCUGGUGGUGCAAGCCGGCCUAUACUCUCGCGUGAUGGACGCACACUUGCAUUCGUGCGCCGCGUGAGGGAUAAGGAAGCACUCGUACUCAAGGAUCUCAAUACGGGCACUCUGCAUCAUAUCUGGUACGGGCUCACCUACGACCUCUCCACAAUCUACGCGCCAAUGGGUACAUACCCAUCCUUUGCAUUCACGCCCUCUUCGUCCUCGCCGGGUAUCAUCAUCUGGGCUGCUGGGCAGAUUUGGCAUGUCCCAUUGGCGUAUAACGCAGAUGGGGAACUUGUCGCCGCGGCCACAGCCACUAACAAAAUAGACCUUACGCCAAAGGUGAUCCCGUUUACAGCGCAGAUCUCGAAGAAGCUCGCGGAAACUCGGCGUAUGAAGACUGAUGUACGCAAGUUUGAAUCAGGCCCACAGCGCGUGCGUGCCUUCACCCAGCUCGCGUUGGACGAAUCUGGCGAGCAUGCAGUAUUUGCAGGCGCAGGCCAGACAUGGGUGCAGGUGCUUGGAGACUCCCUCAUCAAUCCGACUACCUUGGACCCCAUCGAUGAUGCCAACUUCGUUGAGACUUCGAAGCUUGCCCAGCGCAUUCCGCACCUACACUCCUCUGCAGGAUACUACUCACCUUCCAUCGUUCCUGCAUCUUCUUUCAUUUUGCACGCACGCUGGGAUAAUACACAUUUCUCAUCUCUUGAGCUGGCAGAUCUGGAAAGUAAGCAAGUAUGGGAGGUCGCUGGACUUCCUAAGGGGCGGUGGUUUGGUGCUGUCGUAAGCAGAUCUGCGGCAAACGGCGCGCGGACAGUUGUGCUAGUGAAGACGGGUGGAGAUGUGUUGACUGGUGACGUAGUGGCUACUGCGCAAACUGGAGUAUGGGUCGGGGAGAUCACGCUUCCGUCCCAUUCAUGCUCCCAAGGCACGGUCGAACUGACCAACUUGCGCUAUGUCCAAAGUAGUAUCGACCCUUCUGAUGUCGUCAAGCUGUCGUUCGUGGAUGGCAAGUCUAGUGAAGUCCUCGUUCAGCAAUCUGAUAGUGUACUUCGGGUCUCAUUGCACGACGGUGCUGAGGAGGUGGUUGCUCAGGGGAAGGGGACUGACGAGAUCGUUUUUUCACCGUCUGGAUCCGUGCUCUCGAUAUCUUCAAUACUAGCUGGACGCAGCCAAACAGCAGGGGGUGCGGCGUUUGUCAGCCUCUUUCACGUAUAUUAUGCAUCCCCUUCCUCAGUGGACCCUGAGAAGGCGAUGUGGGCCAAGCCUGGGAAGGCACCGAAAAACUUGGCGCGUCUGAGUGGAGACGGUGGACAUGAUGUCGUGUUUAGUGGUGACGGCAGUGUGAUUGGAUGGUUCCUUGGUCCAUACCUCCAUACUCUCCAGCUUUCCCGCCUGUCCGCAUGCGCGGGCGCAAUCGAGGCUGACACAUAUAACUUCGGAAUCGACUGUGUCCGAGGCUUGCUGCAUGUCACAGCAGUUGACGUUACUUAUACCCCUGAUGUGCAACGGUUGUCUAGGGAGGCACGCAAGUCAACAACGGAUGGCCUACAGAAAUCAAUUGCGGUGGAGAACAACGCUGAUGUGGUCAUCAUUCACAACGCGACUGUCUUGAGUAUGGAGAAUGGCGUGCUCGCGCAGGAUUUAAGGUCAGAUGCGAGCGUUGUGAUUCGGAGUGGAGUUGUGGAAGCAGUUGGCGGCCCUGGUGUUGGUGAGGGACUGUCGGGGGCAUUUGAAAUCAAUGCUGAGGGCGGGUACGUCGUCCCAGGUUUCAUCGACUCGCACGCACACUGGAGUGGCACAGAAGACAAGUACCCAGCAACGUCAUGGGAGAUGCAGACUUUCCUGGCGUACGGCGUGACCACACUACACAACCCAAGUCUACAUAACUCCCUCGGCUACGUCGAGCGCGGACGCAUCGAGUCCGGACUUAUGGCUGGCCCGCGGCUCUUCCAUACCGGCAAUGUCAUCUAUGGUGCAUCUGAAUACAGUAUCCAUCAGGACAUCGCAAGCAUGCGCGAGGCGCGUGAAGCACUUAUCAGGAUCAAAGCUGAGGGUGGAGAUGCGAGCUGGAGCUAUAAGAACUACAAUUUGCCGACGAGGGCUGCAAGACAACGGUUAUUAACAGCUGCACGUUCAGUGAGAAUGCUGUGUGUGCCCGAAGGUGGAAUGAACUAUGAUUGGGAUUUGACGUAUAUUAUAGAUGGGAUGACGACGAUCGAGCAUAAUAUCCCUGUGUCCGUGUUGUACGAUGAUAUCCUCACGCUCUAUACGAUGAGCGGGACUGGAUCUACUCCAACGCAUAUCGUCGAUUAUGGAGGCAUGUUCGGAGAGCAAUAUCUUUGGGCAACAGAGGAUAUUCCGAACGACCCGAAACUUCGCACGCACACACGACACGACAUCCUCGAAGGGGUCUCAGAGAGCACAAGCCGGCCGUUCGAUUCGAUGGCACUAUGGAAUGUUUCUGCAUCCGUUGCGAAUAUGGUACAUAGAGGGCUGCGCGCUCAUAUCGGGGCGCAUGGCGAGCCGCCUCUUGGACUCAUGUACCACCAGGAGAUGUUCUACGCCAAAGCGGGCGGGCUGAGCAACUAUGAGGUGAUUCGCGCAGCAACUGCUGAUGCCGCAAUUACUUUUGGUCUCUUUGACAGCCUCGGGUCCAUCUCGGGGGGUAAACUUGCAGACCUCGUUAUCUUCCCGCCUGGCUUUGACCUGUUGCAGGAUAAUAUCCGUCACACGCGGAAUAUUAGAUAUGUCGUCCGCGGUGGACGGAUAUGGGAUGCCGAGACCAUGGAGGAGGUUUGGCCCGUCAAGAGGAAGCAGGUGCUUCCGCCGUUCAAUGCGGAGUAAGAACAGAAUACGAAUUUGUAGCAGAACUUGUAGAUGUAUAGUGAGAUUCACAUUGGUCAUGUUUACCGAGGCCCGAGUCCUAGGUCAAAUGAGCCAAUAUCAAAUAUCAAUUCGACCUCACAA